Molecule: messenger RNA, 4272 nt
Organism: Mercenaria mercenaria
Lineage: Eukaryota; Metazoa; Mollusca; Bivalvia; Venerida; Veneridae
Exons: 24
Coding region: 318-3179 (953 amino acids)
Molecular function (GO): metal ion binding
Source: RefSeq, a predicted model, not a curated record
GCGUGAAUUUACGAAGCACUCUAAGUUAAGUGUCCACUUACGGAAAGGCGCCUAGCUAUACAGUCGGACCGGGAAGUGGCCGUUCUGACUGUACAGUUAGGGGCGUUGUCGUAUUUGGACACUAACCUUACAGUGCAAUAUCACAUACAGUAUUGUUGUGGAAACUAUUUUUUCAAAACCAUUGUUACAGAUAAAAAAUCUAAAAUGGAAUGUAUAUAGAAGCUUCGAUGAUACACAGGAAAGACUGAAGAUCGCCUAAAGCCACAGAAGCCCAUGAUGAUGAUGGAUUGCCUCACACAUUGGAACAUCUUGUUUUUAUGGGCAGUGAAGACUUUCCAUACAAGGGUGUUUUGGAUUUAUUGGCCAAUCGUUGUUUGGCUUCUGGCACGAAUGCUUGGACUGACACUGACCACACCUGUUAUACAAUGACAAAUGCCGGGAGCCAGGGAUUUCUAAAUCUGAUGCCAAUAUAUCUGGAUCACAUUCUGUAUCCUACACUCACAGAAUCUGGAUAUAUAACGGAAGUUCAUCAUAUAAACGGGAAUGGAGAGGACGCUGGUGUAGUUUAUUGUGAAAUGCAAGGCAGAGAGAAUUCUGGAGAGAGUAUUACUCACCUGGAACUCAUUCGUGCCUUGUACCCUGGUCAUUGUGGGUACAAGUCUGAGACGGGUGGAGUCAUGAAAAACCUACGAGAGAGCACAUCACAUAUCAAGGUGUGUUCAUACCACAAGGAAUUCUACCGUCCUGAUAAUUUGUGUUUAAUUAUCACUGGUCAGAUAAAGGCUGAGGAAGUGUUCAAGGUGCUUCAACCAUUUGAGGAAAAGAUUCUGUCCAAGGGAAGCUUAUCAAGUUUCUCCCGACCAUGGCAGUCUCCGGUACCAUCAUUACCAGGAAGUGUAGAGAAGCUGGUGAAAUAUGCUGCUGACGAUGAAACACAUGGUAUUGUUACUGUGGCAUGGAGAGGACCUGCAGCAAAGGAUCAGUAUACAUUCAACAGUGUAAGUUUGUUGUUGGAUUAUCUAACAGACUCGGCGAUAUCACCUUUGCAGAGGGAUUUUGUGGAAAUAGAGGAACCUUAUUGUUCUGAUGUUCAUGGCAACAUGAUAGAAAACUCUGAAAGCAGCAUUUAUAUCAAGUUUGACAAUGUAUUCAAGGAGAAGUUGAAUGCCAUCUUUCCAAGGUUGAAGGACGUGUUACAGAAGAUCGGCAAUGGGUCAGAGAAGGUUGACAUGACGAGGAUGGGCAAUCUCAUUCAAAGAAAAGUCCUUGAUGCUUUGGCUUCAAUUGAGGACAAUCCCCAUAACAAGAUGGCAUCAUUUCUCAUUGGAGACUUUCUCUUCGGAGAUUCACAGGAAGAUCUGGAAGGCCGAGUUCAGACGGUAGAGUUAUAUACAAAGAUGAAAACAGAGCUAGAGUCAUACUGGGUUGGACUGAUUAACAAAUACAUGAUAGAUAAAAAUCAUGUUCUGAUCAUAGGAGAGCCCAGUAAAGCAGAGCAGGAACGGCUUGCUAGAGAAGAAAAUGAAAGGGUGGAGAAACAGAGAGAAGCCCUUGGAAAAGAUGGUCUCCAGCAGAAAUCUGACCAGUUAGAGAAGGCGACAGAAGAAAAUGAGAAAGAGGCCUCAGAUUCUGUACUAACUAGUGUAGAUGUUCCAAAUGUGGAUUCCAUUAAUUUCCAUCCCAUAGUUCCCAGCUGUAACAGGAAACCUGAACAAAGUGCAAAGGACUCUGGGAAACAAAAUGCUGCAUUUCCAUUGGACAAUAUUCCAUUCAGGUUUCAGCUGGAUGAUGUGCACACAAACUUUGUGCAGAUGCAUGUGAUGUUAGAUUCUACAUGUUUACCACAAGAUCUGAAAUAUUUCCUGCCUCUGUAUUGUGAAUUACUGUUUGAGAGUCCAGUUCUUAGAGAUGGAGUUUUGGUAUCACAUGAGGAGAUUAUAUCUCAGUUAGAGGCCGACACAUUGAGUACAGAGUCGUGUAUUGGGGUGGAUGGGGGUAACUUUAGUUGUGGUAGUUUCCCUCAGGUUGUCAAGAUGAAAAUACAGGUUGAGAAAGAGAAGUAUGAACUUGGUGUGAAAUGGUUGCGUGAAAUCCUCUACCAGACAAAGUUUCCUGCGGAUAGACUUAAGGUCGUGGCGAAGCGAAUGAACAAUGACAUCAGCAAAUAUAAACGAAAAGGGAUCGCAGUUCUUAAAGCUCUCUUUCGGAGUAUUGUGUUCUCGCCAGACUGUAACCAUCAAGUAAACAGCAUGUUGAGACAGAAUAGAUUCUUGGAAAAUUUGCUCAAAACUCUGGAAUCUGACCCUAAACAGGUUGAAGAAAAAAUGGAGGAAGUUCGUAGAUUACUUACCAGUCCAGAUAAUUUAACCGUCCACAUGUCCGUAGAUGUUGAAAAGUUGUCAGCAGAUGGCUACAAACCAGCCAGUGUUUGGUCCACUCUGGUGCCAGACAGAAAUAUCUCCCAGAAAAGUAACUGUGUAAUGAAGAAGACAUAUGAGUAUGUGAUACCACUGUCAGAGUGUAAACACAAGUCUGUCAUUGUUGGUGUGGGAUCUGUGGAGUCCUCUUUCCUUAUACAGGCUGCAGAAUGUGUAAAAUCUAGCCUUGACCCGGAUCUUGCAGCUGUUAUGGUAUUCAUACAGUACCUUACUCAGCUGGAAGGGCCGAUGUGGAGACAGAUCCGAGGACUAGGUCUCUCUUAUAAUUACAGAAUGUAUGCUGUACCAGAAUCUGGUUUACUUUACUUUAUAUUGGCAAAGUCUACACACAUUGUAAAUGCAUACAAGGAAGGUUACUCUAUUGUGAUGAAUUACAUCAAUGGUAAAACAGAGUUGAAUGAAAUAGAACUUGAAUCAGCAAAGAGCAGUCUUACAUUUGAAGUGAUUGAGAAGGAAACUACGGUGUCUGAUGUAUCAACACAAUCCAUUUUGGCCUACUUCAAUGAUGUGCCCCAUACAUAUAACAAAGAUCUGCUCAAACUGAUAUCAAAGGUGUCCCUAGACGACCUUAAAAGAGUUGGUGCAAAGUAUAUUGCUAAGUUGUUUGAUGAGAAAGAAGUCCGAAGAGCUGUCUGUUGUAAUCCGUCCAAAGUCAACGAGGUUGUUCAGACUUUCAAAUCGAUUGGUGUCGAGAUGCAAGUUGUGCCUUCCUUGGAUGAAGAAUUUCUGUGUGCCUUGUAGGUCAAGUGUCUCAGUGCUUUAUAAACAUGCUUGGAUUUGUCAACCGAUGCAAGGAUUUUAUUCCCUGUUCAUGCAGUGCAAAACAUGCUAUUAGGGCUUUAUCACUAAUACAACAUACUUACAUGUAGAUGCUGAAAACUAUAUAUGACUGAAAUAUUAUUAAGAACAUCUUUCAUCAUAGCAUUUUCACUUUCCAACUUGUUCAGUGCCAGUUAUUUACUACUACCUAGGCUGUGAAGUGGCCCCAGAAUAUAAACAUUCUUACUGAUAUUCUAUUGUGUGAUUUUUUAUCCGCAUGGUAUCCUAAAUCACAAACGUAUUGUGAAUUUCUUAACACUAAUUAAGGCUUACCCUGAAAUCGCAAAAUGAAGCCAAUGUGAAAAUUGUUCUGUUUACAGUAGAUGAAAUUUACAUGCUUAUAACUUUCGGCUGAGGUUGUACAUGUACAUUAUAUAAAUUUGCUCAACCCUUACCAUGCAAAAUUUCUAUUAUGGACUAGUCCAUCCUCCAAUUUGGGCAGUACCAUUUAUCAUUUGAAGGGGUGUUUACUAAAAAUUUACUGACUGAAUAGCGAACAGUGCAGACCAUGAUCAGACUGCACGGAUGUGCAGGCUGAUCUUGGUCGCAAAGGCAGAAUCACUUGCCGCCAGCAGGCUAAGGGUUAACUGCAGUGGUCUGAAUUUUGACACCUCUGACUCUAUAUUCAAUCUCCCCAGUAGGUUGUCUGCCACUUUCAAAGUACAUGUAAUGUUUUUUUCUUGCAUUAACAGGUAGAACCCCCAGUAACACAUAUCAAUAGAAGAACAAGCAGAACAGUUAAAUUUGAAUAACAAACCAGAUACUAGUAGAUGUGAUUUUUUUUUUUAAAUAUAAUUUAUAAAAUUCCUUUUAACUGUGUCUAGGUUAGCAAGUUCAAGCACUGACAGAAAUUUUUUAACAUUUUGAGAGAAUGUGUUCAAGAUUUUUGAUGCUAUUUUUUCAGAAACAUAAAAAAAAAAGAAAACGAAAGUUCAGUUUCAUACAAUUGUGAAUCUUAUAUGCAAGACUUCCUUUUUGGUGCACAUGCUUAAUUAUAGCAUUAUAUAAGAAAUUA